Argiope bruennichi is the source of this 4140-nucleotide messenger RNA. It is a transcript of the gene mre11, whose product is annotated as double-strand break repair protein MRE11-like. Gene Ontology annotation, cellular component: Mre11 complex; nucleus. Bases 176 to 2152 code for a protein of 658 amino acids. The transcript is spliced from 5 exons. The record is from RefSeq and is a predicted model, not a curated record. Lineage: Eukaryota; Metazoa; Arthropoda; Arachnida; Araneae; Araneidae. Gene Ontology annotation, biological process: meiotic DNA double-strand break formation; telomere maintenance; mitotic G2 DNA damage checkpoint signaling. Gene Ontology annotation, molecular function: DNA endonuclease activity; manganese ion binding; 3'-5'-DNA exonuclease activity.
AUUUGUUUUGGGGGGAAAUUUUGUUUCGUACUUCGUGUGAAAUAAAUUCUUUAAGUAAUAUUUUCUUAUUAUUCGUGCAAAAGUAGUUACUACCAUUUAAAUGAUGAUAUGCUCUAAAAAGCAAUAAAACUUUUAGUAAAUCUGUAGAUAUCUUGAGCAAAAUUUAUGAGCAAAUAUGACUCCACAAAUGAAUGACGAUGAAGAUGUUUUGAAAAUUUUAUUAGCUACAGAUUGUCAUUUAGGUUAUAUGGAAAGUGAUGCUGUUCGAGGUGCGGACUCAUUAGUUACAUUUGAGGAGAUUCUAAAGAUUGCUGUUGAUAAAGAUGUUGAUUUCAUACUACUUGGAGGAGAUCUUUUCCAUGAAAACAAACCUUCUCGUAAAAUUUUACACAGCUGUAUUUCGUUGUUAAGAAAAUAUUGCAUGGGUGAUCGACCUAUACAGUUUGAAUUUCUCAGUGAUCAAUCAGAAAACUUCAAACAUUGUGCAUAUCCAAUUGUCAAUUUUGAAGACCCAAAUUUUAAUAUAUCUAUGCCAGUUUUCUCCAUUCAUGGUAACCAUGAUGACCCUGCUGGCUCAGGUUUAUAUUGUUCUUUGGAUUUACUAAGUGCGACAGGCCUAGUCAAUUAUUUUGGGAAGUGUACAGAACUGGAAAAUAUUAAUAUAUCACCAUUAAUGUUACAGAAAGGUAAAACUAAACUGUGUCUAUAUGGACUUGGAUCUAUUAGGGAUGAGCGAUUGCAUAGAAUGUAUCUUGAUGGAAAAGUUACUAUGUUGCGGCCCAAGGAGAAGAGUGAUGAAUGGUUUAAUUUGAUGGUGGUUCACCAAAACAGAACUAAACAUGGUGCCAAAAAUUACCUCCCUGAACAAUUCCUUGAUAAUUUUUUAGAUCUUGUUGUUUGGGGUCAUGAGCAUGAAUGCCGUAUAGAUGGAGAAUGGAAUGAUAAACAGGCUUUCUUUGUGACACAGCCUGGUAGCUCUGUUGCAACAUCAUUGUGCCAUGGUGAAGCUGUGCCUAAACAUGUUGGGUUGUUGCAGAUUAGAGAAAAAAAAUUCCAAAUUACGAAAAUUCCUCUUGAGACUGUACGACAGUUUUAUAUCAAAGACGUUGAUUUGGAAGAGACUAGUUUGAAUUUAAAUGAACCUGAUAGCUGUGACAAAGUGAUUAAUUAUUGUCAUGAACUUGUGGAUCAGUUUCUGCAAAAGGCAGAAGAAGAGCACACAGGUCAUCCCAAGCAACCGAAACAACCACUUAUUCGCCUUAGAGUUUUUUGUCCUAAUGACUUUGAAACUUUCAGUGUCCAACGUUUUGGGCACUCCUAUGUUUCAAAAGUUGCAAAUAUUAAGGAUAUUAUCCUCUUCAGCCGCAAAAAGUCUGAAAAAGCAAAGCCUACUGAAAUCGAUGCUGAAGCACUGAAAAACAUUUUAAAACAAGAGGGAUUUGAUAAACAAAGAGUUGAAGACUUGGUGAAGAAAUAUUUUGAAGCUACCGAUGACACCAAACGGUUGCUUGUUCUUUCAGAAAUUGGUGUCAGCAGUGCUGUUCAAGAAUAUGUUGAUAAAGAUGUGAAAGAAGCAAUAAGUACUUUGGUUGAUCAUCAGGUGAAAAGGACUCAAAAUCAUUUGAAGCAAACAGCAAUUGAUUCUUCAGCUAUUGAUGAUGAACUCAAGAAGUUCAGAGAUGAAAGAAAAAAGAAUUCUCAAGCAGAAGUUUCAGAUUUUCAAUCUAUCAUGCAAAGUAAAUCACAGACAAUGCGGAGACGAAAUUCCAGCAAUAGCGACAAUGAUGUAUUUGAAGAAGCAGUUGAAACUUCUGCCCCUAAAUCUAGAGGUAGGGGUAGAGGUAGAGGAAGCCGUGGUGGCAGAGGCAGUAGAGGUAGCUCAAAGGCUAAUGAAAGUACAUCAAGUAUUGCUAGCACUAGUAGAACACAGACUCGAGCAGUACCCAAAAAGAAUUUAAAUAAUACUUCCACAACAUCAAAACGGAAGACAAGACAAACAGAUUUAAGUGAUUUUUUUAAUAAUACAGCAGCAACAAAUGAUGUUAUUGAUCUUUCAGAUGAUGAGGAGGAGGAAAUUCCAUCAUCGAAGCGGCGUAAAAUGGCAAAUCAAACUAGAAGCAGAAGAGGUGUAAUCUUUGAUGUUUCAGAUUAAUAGGAAAGGAUAAAAUGCAACCUUUCUUCCAGUAUGAUUGCCUUAUGUAAAACUCAUAAAAUAAUCAUAUUUUAUUUAGCUGUUUAUUCAACUUAUUGUCUUUAUAAAGAAUUUUUAUCAAUAAAUUGGAGGGAAUUGGAAUCGAAUCAAGUUGAACUUAAUAUAGUUAACACUGUAACUAUAAUAGUAAUUAACAAAUUAUAGUUGCACAAAAGCACAUAAACUAUCCACAAGUUCCUUGGAAUUUAAUAUUUUUCAUCAGCAUUUCAUUAGUUUAAUUAAAUUUUCUGUCAUUUCAAUAUAUUUUACUCUAUUUUACAAUUGUAACUUGCAUUUCUUAUAUUUUCAAAUUAACUCAAUUUAAAGCUUGGCAUGAAAAAUAAAUUAAAUAACAUGAUAUUUCAUUAUUGUCCAAGAAAAUAUAAACUUAGAAUUGGAUUUUAAAAGAUUUACAAGCUUUUUCCUCUUUAAGCAGGGUUAAAAAUGAUUUUUGGCAGGUAGAUGCUUGCAUUCUUCAUCAAAAUAGACUUCAAAUAAGAAUUUCUCUUUAUCAUAAUUCUGUGUCUGUAUAUCUAUUUUAUGAAUUAAUGAAAUGAUUUUUACAAUUUAUUUAUUUAUAAAAAUUGGAAAAGUACAUUAGCACUCAGUUGAAUAUUAUCAAUUUCUUAUAUAUUUCAUUAUCUAUCUCUAGUACAAAUAUCACACACAUUUGUUACUAAUGUUCAAUAAAGAGCAUAAUAAUAUCUUUUUCCUCGGGUAUAUUAAUUUAUUACCCAUAUUUAAUAAUUACUCAGGUAUAUGAAUUUAUACCCCAUUUUAUUUUAUUAAUGAAUUACCGGGUAAUUCAUUACUAAAAUAUUAACAAAUGUGAGAAAAUGAUUUCUUCAAAAAUAGUUUCAUUGAUUCAGCAGAGAGUUUGAACACUAUAAAUUUGAAGCUUUUGCACCCAUAGAUAAAUCUUCUGUUGAAGGAGGAAAUGUUUUUUAUUUACUGAACUGUAAGUGUCAUUUCAAGGUGUAUCUAAAGACUUGCUUUACACUGUCAAUGCAUAUUAGAGAAAAUUUACAGUCAGUUUAACUUUUAUGAAAUUUUCAAUAUUUUCUGAUUUUAGUAGUGCUUGCUUAUUUCUUAAUAGCUUGUGUCAUAAGAUAAAGAAAGGGAGAAAUUAUCAUUGUGUUUAUAUAUAUGUUUACAACUCAUUUAUUUUCAUAGGUCUUUUUAUCUGAGAUGGGGACACAAAAUUGUGUAGCAGAAAAUUAAUUUUCUUUUCCUCAUAUUUUAUUCGAAAAGUAAGAAUAGAAUUCAGCUAAUAAUGUAAUUUUUGUUUGUAUGAAAAUAUAUCAUUUUCGAGCUAGUCGAUUUCCUCAUUUUUAAAUUGAUUUAUAUUGAUUAAUAACUUGUUUAUUGGAACUGCAGUAUUGCAGCACCUGUAAGUCCAAUCAGUUUCCUCCCACACUCUUCGACUAAAAAGGUUUUUUCCCUUUUUAAAAUUUUUUUUCUCUAUUAAGUCAUAUAAAUUUCUUAACCUUUAAUAUCUUGAAAAUUUUAUUUUAAUCAACAUUAAAGUUUUCAUAAAAUGUGCACUCUUUCUAAUGCUACUCAGAAGGACAUAAACAGAUAGUAAACAUAGAUGGCAGCUAAAGACAAAUUAAAUUUUAAAUAUUUAUUAAAGUAUUUUCCUAUUUUGGGGGUAUUCUGCUACAAAACAUACUUAAUAACACAGAGUUAUAAUUUAAAAGUUGUCAGUAAAUUAAUUUAAGUUAUUAAUGACUAAAAUUUGUUAUUUGUUUAUUUAUUUGUUUGUUAUCAAAAUCUAAAUAAAAAUUAAGCUUAGAUGCAUCUCUAUUUUUCUAUUGAGCUUGUAGGUUUUAACAACAUAUGCUAUUCACAGGAAAAAAUAGAAAUUAGUAUUAUUUUAAUGAUUUCAUUUUAUCUAAUUAUUUAUCUCUCCUCUUAAACUUUUUCUUUGGCUGUAUUUCUCAACCAUU